CGGCCGAGCGAGCGAUACGGCCGAGCAGUGCGGUGCCGACUCUUGCUGCCGCGGUUGCAGAUUCCGCGGUGUGUGUGUGCGCGCGUGUUUACACGACGAGAGGGAGAGAAAGAGAAAGAGAGAGCACGAGAGGGAGAGGGAGAGUUUGCGCCGCGGAGGCGAGGGCAGGAGAGCUCGAAAGAGAGAGAGAAAGAGGAGAGGAACUUGCGAGAGCAGAGGAGAAACGCAAAAAAGUGGCGGAGAAGUCGGCGAGUCGUCCGCGAAACACGGUGCGUACGCGCGUGUUCCGUCGAGCAAGUUCCUCUCUCGCAGGAGGAUUCACGCAGCGCCGUGAAUACGUAUACGCCUCAGCUCGUGGUAUCGUGCGGCGUAUCGCGAGGUAUCGCGAGUUAUCGCAACGAGCAACGGUCGACGGGAGAGAGAGAGAGAGAGUGAGUGAGUGAACGAGCGAGAAAGACGUGUAACAAACGUCUCAGGCGUAGCGUCGUCGUGCUUCGCGCGACGUGACCGGCACGCACACGCCGCGAGAAGCGCGAGAACGAUAACGCGCCAACCACUCUCGCGUGGCUGCCUUUAACGGGGCGUGGGUGCACCAUACCGCGCUGCACCACACCACACCGCACCGCACCGCACCGCAACGACGGUGGUGCGGCGAGACGGCGGGUGGUGCGCGUAAUUCAAAAGGUGCGCGCGACGGCCGCGGCGAGAACAUGACAGACGACACGGAGUGCGCGAAUUCGAGGCGGCAUUGCGUCGCGGGUGAAGGGACGAUAAUAUAAACGUAGUGUGGCAGAAGAGAGAAGGCGGAGGGAAAUAAACAGAGAAGAGGAGAGCGAAAGAGAGAGAGAGAGAGAGAGAAGGAGAGAAGGAGGACGCACGCGAAGCCAAGAGGAGAGAAACUCCUCCGAGAAAGAAAGCUCCCAACAACCGAAGUACAUCCGCGCGGCCAGUGAUCCCGUGUUGCGGCUCGCGUGUUGCGCGCGCGAGAACGCGUCUGGUGAGUGUGUGUGAGUGCCGAGAGGACCCAGGCCGCGCGCGCGAGUGGGCCCAGCAGGAGAGAGAGGAAAGAGAGGAGAGCAGAGACUUUCGUAGCUUCCGGCCUGUCGGCGCGGAGGCGUUCCGGCUGACGGUCCGUAGGUCUCGCGAGGAUGCUGGUAACGUCAUCGACGGUCGUUACGGCGAAGGCUACGAUGACGACUUCGCGAGGUCUCGACUGAGUUCUCGACUCUCGGGAUUUACCGAGAGAGGGUGAGAAAGAGAGAGAGAGAGAGAGAGAGAGAGAGAGAGAGAGAAAGAGAGAAAUAGAGAAAAAGAGAAAGGACGACAAAGAGAGAAAAAGAAAGACAGAGAAGAGGACGAAAUUUCCGCGCGGUACGCCGCGUCGGUGAUCGACGUCGGUUCCGCCGCCGCGACGACGUUGGCAUCGGGGAGCGUCGUCGUGCUACUGGCCGCGGCGUGUUAAUCAGGUGUUCGCGGAGCGAGAAAGGUGAAAAACCACGCUCAGCGAGCAGUAACGACGGCAAACCGUUCUUUGUAAGUCGUCGUCGUCGUCGGAAGAUUCGGAGUCACGGCGACAGUGCCUAAACACGAGCGAUAGUCGUGUCGAGUAACCGAUGACUGUGUUCUUCAAUUGCUGUCGCUGAAGACUGGAUAUCGCAUCCAGUGACUAUUCGCGGUCUUUGCAAUUGAGAGACAAGCGAGGGAUAUUACUUGCGAGCACACUCGCGGUAAUCGAAAGACUCGCGCGAGAAGAGGUCGGCGCGAAGGUGGUCGUGCAGCGACCAGUCCGCAAUCACGCGAUCCGGAGGACCCUUCUCGGAAACCACCCGCGAUCCUAACAAUCGCUUUCGAAGGAUCUCGAAGCCGGUAUCGAUCCCGAGCCGUAGCGUGGAAACGCGCGGUGGGCUUACUCCGUAACGGAGUUACGGAGGGAUUACCCAGAGACCCGUUUCUACCCUAGAAACGAACCGUCCUCGUUUUCGGUGGCGACGGUCGAAGAAGCGUCUACUCGGCCACGCCGAGAGAUCCGGAAGGAGGUAACGUGAGAGCGACGUCGCGACGCCGGCCGACGGCGGAUCACUUCCGGUGAAACCGACAACGCGUACGGCACAGCCAGGAUGCAGGUGGCAACGUUGUUCAGGGAGAGCGCUACCCUGCUGGGUGCGUCCAGCCUGGACCCCCCGCAGACUCACCAUCAUCAGAGUAUGCACCAGCCGCAGCAGCAACAGCAGCAGCACCAGCAGAUGCAGCAGCAGCAGCAGCACGCCACCGACAUGCACCUAGUCGGCCACCACAUGCAGCACCACUACAAGAUGUACCCGUCACCGGUGCAGAAUGGAGGACCAAACGGCACGACGACAAUGAAUUGCGCGAGUUCUCAAGGGGUGAUGGUGAAGCAGGAGGCGAGGGACGACGGUUACGAGACGAGUCCGGACCUCGAGAUGAGGAGCACCGGCGGUGACAGCAGUCAGCAGUAUCACACGCCGCUGACACCACACACGCCGCACACACCGCACACGCCGCACACGCCCCUCACGCCGAUAUCGGCGACAGCGCAUCAACCCCAGCAGCCGGGCUCGACCGCCUCCACCCUCGGACAGGUCGCGAUAAAAUGCGAGACGCCGGUGGACCCGUAUUCGUUCGUCGACGAGGAGAUGUCGAUGAGCGGCAUGAGGUCGGCGAGCAGUCCGGGCGGCGGCGGUGGCGGCAAUCCCGAGAGCAUGACGUGUCCGGGCGGCGCCCAACCUGGGCUGGGUACACCCACGUCGACGCCGCCUGGGGCGCUGCCCGGGCCACAACAUCAUCAGAUGAAUCUUGUGAUGAACGGCGCCGGCAGCGUCAAUCCGCAGCUGGCGCAUCAGCCGAAGAAGCGGGGCCGCAAAAAAAAGUCGGAGAUGAUACUCACCCCCGAGGAAGCGGAACUCGCGGAGGCCAAGAAACGCGCGAAGACGUACAAAGAGAGGAAGAAGCACGACAGGUUCGACGGCAUGCCGGAAGAGGAAGUGAGCAAGCGCGUUCUACCGGACCACCUCACCAACAACCUUGACAUCAUUAUAAUUGGUAUCAACCCCGGGCUGUUUGCGGCUUAUAAGGGGCAUCACUACGCUGGACCUGGAAAUCACUUCUGGAAAUGCCUACAUCUGAGUGGUCUCACGCCCGAACCAUUGACUGCGGACGACGAUUACAAGCUUUUACGACUCGGCAUCGGCUUUACAAAUAUGGUAGCACGUGCGACGAAAGGCAGUGCGGAUCUUACAAGAAAGGAAAUUAAAGAAGGCAGUCACAUUUUGCUCGAAAAAUUACGAAAGUAUAAGCCAAAAAUUGCUGUAUUCAACGGCAAACUCAUAUACGAAGUAUUCUCGGGAAAGAAGGAGUUCGGCUUCGGCAGACAACCCAACCUCGUCGACGGUACUAACACGUAUAUGUGGGUUAUGCCCUCAAGCAGUGCGAGGUGUGCGCAACUACCACGUGCUGCUGACAAGGUGCCAUAUUACGCUGCCCUGAAGAAAUUCCGCGACUACCUAAACGGUACGAUCACGCACUUGGACGAGUCCGACAUCGUGUUCGCGGAUUCGAAGCUCAAGAAGAAGGAUCACGAGCCGAUUGAGGAUAAGAAGCCAGUGUUCACCGACGAUUUGCCCGACGGUGAGAGCCGAAUCACGGAGAUCAACGGCAUGGGGAUUAAGCAGGAGACGGGCGUGAUACCCGGCAAGAAGAAACGCGGCAGGCCGAAAAAGAUAAAAAAUCCGGAGGAUCAGCCGCCGCCGGAUCCCGAGAAGCUGGACGCGAACGGCGAGGUUAUCAAGAAGCGCCGCGGUCGCCCGAAGAAGAUCCAUCAGCAGCAGAAGCAGCUGGAGCGGGAGACACGCGAGAGGGAGCAGCAACAGCAGCAGCAGCAUCAGGUGAUGGGCCACUUGAACGACGGUUACGGCAACGUGUCGAACUGCUUUUCACCGCCGCUGAUGUCACCGCCAAAGUUUCCGCAUAUGGCGCCGUACUCGCAGCCGAUGAACGACGGGUUCUUCGGCCAAGGCAUGAACGACAAUAGCCCGUACAUGAGCUCAAAGCAGAGCCCGGUGCACCUGCAGCAGCCGCACUACAGCCAGAGCCCCAAGUCCAUGUCGCUGUCCUUUACGCACUCGGACCUGUCGUCGGAAAUCAAUACCGCAAUCUCGUCGGAGAACAAUCUCGAGCCGUCGCCUUUGACGUCGCCUAGCGUCGAGCAUCCGGACUUUGAGCCGCCCACCAGCAUGUCGCAGCAGAAUAUGGGCAAUGACCAUCGUCAGUACAAUCCGGCCGGGGGUCCCGAUCCGACGGGCCACCAUGGCAGCCCCGGCACGCCGUCCCAUAACAGCUACGCCAACUACAUGGGCUAUCACGAGCAACCGCCGGACGCGCACAAUCCGCAUCCGCAUCAAACGACACCGACGCCCCUCAGCCAGACCGAGGAGCACUCCCAUCACUCGCAUCCGACGCCGCCGCAUCCGCACACGCCCACCCACAUGUCGCCGCACCAUCCGCACGAGCAGUACGGUAUCAAGAGGAACGCCAGCCAGGACGUGGCGUCUAAAAGUCUGAGCGACCUAGAAUCCCUCGUGGACCAGAUCCCGAGCAUAGCCGACGGCGGUAGCCAACGUCUGCAGCAUUCGCAUCCGGGUAUGCCGGGCGACGAUACCCUGGCGGAAAAGAUGGACGCCCACCAUCAGUCGUACAUGUCCGGCUUCGGUGGUAUGCCGACCGGACCAGUUGGAAUGACCAAUUACAGUCCACCGUUGCCACCGGGUAGCGGUAUCUAUCCCUCCUCGCUGCACCACUCUCCCACUGACGCGGGCUACGGAGGUUUAUACGGCAUGAACAGCCGCCAUCAUCAGGACUCUCAGCAGCAGCAGCAGCAGCAGCAGCAGCAUCAACAGCAGCAGCAACAGCAGCAGCAACAGCAGCAGCAGCAGCACAGCAAGUCCUACACGGUGGAGAAUCUCGCAUCGAGUAACUACACCCCCAGCAUGAAUCACGGCCACCCUGGUAACUCGUACCCUAACAUCAUACCCGGCCACUACCCGGUGCCGAUGGGCUCGACCAACGGCUAUCUCUUCGGCGGCCUCGAAUCUAGCCUGAUGCAGCGUACAUACGCGGGAAUCGGCGGGAUGAGCGGCAUGAGUAGCAUGCACCCAUCCGCCGCCCUCGGCCACCCGAUGGCGGCCAACCCGUACCCGUACAACGGUUCGUACUCAAGCUCGUUCGACGCUUACCCGGCGCCACCGGCGGGCAUACACGCGCCCAGCGCCAAUUACCCCGGCUACGUCGGCACGGCUGGCGCGGCGUCCGGCACCGCCACCACGCCGCCGUCCUACCUCGCACCGUCGCAUCACAGACCGCCGGUCGACCUCUCCUACGACGGUGUAUGAUAAUCGAUGUGAGAUACCGUUCGCCGACCCACCACCAGCCCCCAAUAAUCCUCUCUCUCUCUCUCUCUCUCUCUCUCUUUCUCUCUCUCUCUUCCCUGCAUCCCCAAUCCUCUCCACCGCCUCCUGCCGAUCGCCUCCUGUGCGCGCGCGCGAGCGACGCACGUAUCCGCCGCGUUUAUCUUUUCUACGUAUUUUUACACACGUCUUUUAAGACACGGCUCUCAAACGUGUCGGGGUCGCACCGUCGCGCGUCGUCCCCCUCCUCCCCUCUUCCCGAAUCAUCACUUUCCCUCUUUAAAUCGCCCUCCGCGAACCAUCACCCCCACCGCGAGAUGCUACUUGCAAUCUGCGCGCAAUCUUUUGCCUGCAAUCAUCGACCCAUUUGCCGCUGCACGGUACACUCUAUUUCCUCUUUUUCUCCCUCCUAUGCUCAAGUCGGUUUUACGUACAAAGGAAGUCCCAAAAUUGACGGAAUAUGGAUAUGUACAUUUUUCUUUCCCUCACCGAGAAACAUCGAGAAACUCUGAUAGCAAUAAUGAACUAAUUAGCCGAAUUAUCAUUAGAUAUGUACGGUGUGUGAUGCAUUUGAUUUGUGAUGGACACUACUUUAAGAAUCUGAAGCUUAGUUCCUGAAACAUUGAAUUGAAAUCGAGGUUGUAAAAUUGUGCGAAAAUGAAGACGCCCUCGAGGCCGUGCACGCUACAUUGCGUCUUUAUUGCGUCAAUUUUGGGGCACCCUACGCGACUCGUCGGUCUUUCGUUUCAACAGCCCUCCGCCCUCUCUCUCCUCCUUUCACUUUGCAUCCCGCACUUCUUCGUACUACUCGUCGCCGCGCCACUCUCUAUUUUUCUUUUAUCACGCUCUCGAUAUGUGAUUACGCCGUGAGUAAUUACGGGCGCGCGGCUCGGGAACAGGAAAGCCGCUCAUGAAACGCGACUAUACGCGCACGCAACGAACGAGAAACGUAAGCCUCGGGUAGAUCAGGUUCGCCGAUCGCAUUCUGUACCGAUCCGAUCGCUAAAACACACUUACACGGGCACGCAUUCCGAUAACCAUAACGAUUAAAUGACCUUAAUGCCGAAUAGAUCGCGAUUACGAAUUCGGCCGACGUAGCCGAGGUCGGCCGAGCACAAUGUAAUUGCCGCUACUCUUCUCCUUUAUACAUCGAUCAGGAGAUAUCGAUCGUCGCACUGAUAUAUUGCGCUAAUAGUUAUACGAGCUACAAUCACCGAAAUCAUAUUUCCACGUUUUCGUGUUUCGAAGAGCAUUCACGUUUGCAAGUGGGAUAUAUAAAAGCACGCAUAUAUCCCAACUUGCAAAUUGCAAAUUGUGUAAAUUGCUAUUCUCGAAAGUCAGUAAGAAACGACGCAUCUAUGAAGUAGAACACGAAAAAUUACCGGUUAUCGAAACGAAUGUAAUUUUCGAUGAGUUUACCUUCCCGACCAGAAAUGGAGAUAGCUUAUUUUGUUGAUUAUUUGACUAUAUCAGUAAUUAUAUCAAAUGGCUUUUUAUAUUGAUAUAAUUAUUGAUAUUGAUUAUUUGACUAUAUCAAUAAUUGUAUCGAUGGGGCUCUUUAUAUUGAUAUAAUUAUUGAUAAAUUUUUAUAAUUGACUGUGUGCAAUAAGCAUUUUAGUCAGAAAAGAUUCAAAUCGUCACUGAGUCGAUAAAUGUUUGAUAUCGAAUAAUAAUCUAUUUUUUUUUAUUGAAAAAAAUAAUUUUAUUGCAUACACUUUUAAAAUUGAAUUUAAAUAUAUUAAAAAAAAAAAUACUAAAGCUUUAAAAUAUACAAAAUAUUACUUGAUAACUUUUUGUUAUCUUUGACUUCGCAAUUCAGCAGUUGCGAUAUCUUUCUAUAAGGUUUCUAUUGUCUUUCAAACAAUUCUCUAAUAUAAUAGCAUUGACGCAAAAUCGGAAAAACAAAGUAUUAUAUACACAUUCUGUGUACUCGAUGUUAGAAUACCGUUAUGCUAAGAAAAAUUGAUCUAUAAUUAAUUGAAUGACCAACAUAAGAAUAAUUAUGAUGACAAUCGAAUGGACGUCGAAUGGACGUUCAUUCAUCUUAUUAUUAGCUGACAAAUUUUUUAUCAUUUAAUGAUUUUUCGAUAAAACUCAUUUUCUAUACAAUAUGCGAAAGAUAAUAUGACAUAUAGAUAUUACGUAAUAUCAUUUGUGAAAAAUGAGAGUGCAAUAAGCUAAACCCAAAGUAGAUUUAUCUCCAUAUCUGUCGGGAACAGAAUUAAUCGAAAUUUACAUUCGGUUUUGUUUCGGUGAAAAAUGCGCUACGAUUGGAAUAACAACACCAUUUACUUAUCGUGUUUAUGCAUUGCAUUAUCGUCUUAUAUUAUUGUUAGCCUGUUGUAUUGUUGUUAUUACUGCGUUAUGUACUUGAUUAAUUAACGCGUCGAACGUUACUUUAGAGAUCGCGAAACGCAUUUUCAUGUCAUCGGAAUUGUUAUCUCAAUAUUGUCCAAGAAGUCGACUGUUUGCCUCGUUUUACGCGACACGACGACAAGCACGGACUCGUGGAAACGUGAGAGGAUACGUAAAAAUAUAAUUUCACAAUCGGGUUUCUCGUAACUUCGAUUCGAUUCGAUGCUUUUUCACGUUCCUUUUAUCAUAUUUAACGCUUAGACUAAUUUGCUGUACCAGCAACGAAUAUUUCAUUAUGGCACAACCGAGCGAAAUCUAUCAAGUGAAAUUCCUCGUGAACUUGAAAUUUUCAAUUCAAUUAAGCUCGGCUCGGUGCACCGUCGAAUUUCUCUUGGCGAAUUUCUUUUGUCAAGAGCCAGUGAAAUCUUCGAUCAUUCGUGAUGUCGAAAGCGGAGUAGUUAAAAAGUCACGUAAAUAUGACUUUUAAGAAAUAACGUUACGUGCGUCGUGUCACGUAAAUAGUCGACUUCUUGGACAAUAUUAAGAUAAGUAAGAGAAAUCAAGAACGCGUUCGAUCGAUUAGAUAUCUUUGCGCUCGGAGCAUCAUUGAUUUUGAACGCGCGAAUCCGCAUUUUUGCGCGAACGGAUGUUUCUUAUUAAACCCGAAUAAAAGAUAAGUCAUCAUUUCUUUCGUUUGUUACCUUUCUUGCCCGCACGCAUCAGAGUGCUGUGGAUAAAAUAAUUUUUGACAAAACAUUUUCCAAUUUUCGCUUUCGUUAUCCCCAGCGGAAAUCGCAUUUCCUCGUCGAGCGCUCUAACGAGAGACGGGAGCGUGUAGGAGAAAUGUCACCGAAUUUAGGCGUCGCUCUCGCUCUCGCCGAGCGCGUGAGCUUUCGUUUUUGCUAACAAAGUAAAUAUUAAUUGUUAUCGUCAUUGUAUCGUUAAGGUUACUGCACAUAGCAAGGGGAAGAUCAAGCCCGAUUGCGUCGAUGCAUCUUCGAUCGAAACGUGGCGCGGCCACUUUCGUCAAUAACGUUGGUCAAAUUUAACCAUAGUUUAAUCCUUGCCCGGACAAAACCAAAGAAGAUAGACGAGUGUAUAAGAAGCACGGAUGCACGUUAUAUUAGUGUGAUACACGAAAAUUAAUAAAAGAAUGAAAUAAUAAUAAAAUUAAUAAAAUUUUUUUUAUUUUUUAAUUUUAAUUUUAUUAAUUUUAUUAAUAAUAAUAUUAAUAAAAUUAACUGGGAUACCUACUAAGAAUCUCGGUACCCCAGCUCGUGAUAUAUUCCGAUAUUAUAUAGAUCCAUGCUUCUAUACUCGUCUACCUUCUCUGGCAAAACUGUUUCUGAACGUCGAACGUCGCGACGUUCAGAAGGAAAGUAACGAUGUUACUAUGAAAGUAUCGAUUAAAAGUUUUUCCUUUGUAUUCGUUUCCUCCCGAAAUCGGAUAUAGAGUCAAUUUUACAUGAGAGAUACCGUUUAAAUUGUAGAUGUAACGGUAACUUAAGCGGUUAAAUGCCAACUCAAGUGCUGUUCGUCGUUUCCGAAUUAAUAUUUCGAGACUUUGGGAUAUUUCCUGCUAUUAAAAAUUCCAAAUUUCGGGAUAUAUUUAUUCGCGCGACCGUUCGACUCGCGUCGCCCAGGGAGAACCGGGAAAUAACUUAUUUAUUCUCCUUUCUCUCUGGGAACUGGGACUAGAAGGAGACAGAAAAUCGAUUAAACUAAGGUUGAUGUUAAUCGAUGUUAAUAGAACCGGCCUUGCAACUCGCGCGCGCGGGACGGAAUUCGCCUGACACCGAUCGACCGAAUUUACGACUUGAACCUCGGGGUAAGAGAUCGCGCCCGCGCGACCGGAUGCCGAGCUUACUUUUUAACGUAUAAGGAGAUGUAUAAGAAUUAUACACCUAUUAGAAACGCGUGAGAAGGCAGAGAAGUAGGGAGAGAGACUGUUUCGUGUGUGUACUUUGUUCGUCAUCGUCGCGCCAUCCACUUUUCGUAUCUGUACCUCGCGCCCGCAACACGUACCAGCCAUUUCGCCAGUUUUCUCGUUGCAACUCUGACUAUAUUAUUUAUCGUUAACAGUCUCGAUAUCGCUGUGGAGUUACAUACGUUACUGUCGUUAUUAACAUAAUAAUCGCGUUACGUUGUCUCGUUGAUUAUAUUCUGUUAUGCGUUUUCGCAUUUUGCCGAAAGUCACUAUAUAUUAAUACACGAUUAUAUGAAAACGAACAGACGUUACACGCAUACACACGCACUCACGCACCCCAUACACACACACACACAGACACACACACACACACAUACAUACAUACAUACACACAUGCAUACGUACAAUACGCAAACUUACACGCAGUCGUAAUAGAUAUUUAUAGCUGGCAUUAAUCGGCAUCCUCCUUUGUCGCUGACCGACGCUGUAAAGUGACGCAUCUGGCAUGAUUAUAAAUAUAUAUACAGAUAUAAAUAUAUAAAUAUAUAAAUAUAUAUAUAUAGAUAUUAUAUAUAAAUAUAAACUAUAAAUAUUAUAUAUUGACUAUAUGUAAGGAUAAGGCGAGCAACAUUUAUCUCGGGUGAAAUCACCUAGGAUGUGUCGAGACAUUUAAGAUGAUGCACAGGGUAUAGAUGAGAAUCGUUGAUAUAAUAACUGAUGUCUAUAUUAUAGAUGUUUCUUUCGUUCCAUCAUCGGCCUCAAACACACACACAUACACAUACACACAUACAGAUAUACAAACAAGCACACACACACGCACACACGCACGCACACACACACACACACGCACACACAUGCACACACAGGCACACAUACAGACACGAUCGCGAGUCACGAGUACAUACGAUCGAAGUUUAUUGUAGUAGAUGUUUUUCAGAAAUCCAAUCCGAUUUCCGGACGGCGGCCAAGAAUAAUAGAUGUCAUCGGUGUGUUUAGUCGCGCAGCAACGUUCAUCGCAAUCGAAAAGAUGAUGAGGAUUAUAAUACACGUAACUCUUGGCCGGUCGGACGCCGACCGGCGCAUCCAACCAUCGCACUUACUAAUUAAUUAAUUGACUCUUCGAUUAAUCAAAUUAACUAACUGAUUGUAAAUUGAUCGCUAUAUUAAGGACUUUACUAUUAAGUAUAAAUAUAUAUUAUACAGAUAUAUAAAAGUGUGGAUUCGCUGUUGAACGUGUCGAAUAAAACAAAGCAAAAAAGAAAAAAUGGAAAAAAAGUGGCAAAAAUCCGACAGGAGUUAAGUAAAAAAGCGAGUAAGAGAGCUUGGGCCGGGGGAGACUUUUGCCGGCCUCCGACAUAUUUUUUAAUCGCUUCGAACCUCUAUUAUUCUACCUUACUAAUUAAACGUAAUGGUGUAUCUACGUGUGCGUUCGAACGAUCGGCCUGAUCCCGUAUCGCGGAUAACCGCUCUGUGGCCGUGUCCUCCUGUCGCCGAUCGGGUCGCGAUCGCUCGGGCAAUCGAGAUGUGUUCUGUAUCUGAAUUAACGACAUGUACUUCUCGAAUUAUUCAUCGCUCCUACGAAAUAUCGCGGGAUAAGGAAGGGUGACGCGGAUAAAGCUCGUCGAGACCGGACGACGCAGCAGCUUCGAAAGAAAGGAAAUAAUAAUAAUAAAAAAAAGAAGAAGAAGAAUCCUCUCCUUGCUCCCUUGCCGCCCGAUCCUAACGAAGCCCACGCAGAUCUCCAGACGGACGUUACAUUGGGUGCUCAGUGGAUACCCGAGUAUCCCGCAAUAUGUAAAUCUGUAUGUCUCUGCUCGUACUACUACGAUAUUUUAUGUGAAAAAUGAAUUGUUACAAAAUACAUUACUGAUAUAACACCGAAA
Messenger RNA from Wasmannia auropunctata (little fire ant), 11585 nucleotides. RefSeq names its product atrophin-1 (gene Tdg). Lineage: Eukaryota; Metazoa; Arthropoda; Insecta; Hymenoptera; Formicidae. The coding region runs from base 2118 to 5405 and encodes 1095 amino acids. The transcript is spliced from 9 exons. Gene Ontology annotation, molecular function: DNA binding; mismatch base pair DNA N-glycosylase activity. The record is from RefSeq and is a predicted model, not a curated record. Gene Ontology annotation, biological process: base-excision repair, AP site formation. Gene Ontology annotation, cellular component: nucleus.